This is a messenger RNA of Ficedula albicollis (Collared flycatcher), 1428 nucleotides long. It is a transcript of the gene ALKBH5, whose product is annotated as alkB homolog 5, RNA demethylase. Lineage: Eukaryota; Metazoa; Chordata; Aves; Passeriformes; Muscicapidae. Gene Ontology annotation, biological process: mRNA export from nucleus; mRNA processing. The coding region runs from base 1 to 1119 and encodes 372 amino acids. The record is from RefSeq and is a predicted model, not a curated record. The transcript is spliced from 6 exons. Gene Ontology annotation, cellular component: nucleus. Gene Ontology annotation, molecular function: oxidative RNA demethylase activity.
AUGGCCUCGGACCCCCGGCACCCCGGCACGGGGACACAGGGGGACAAAGGCGGCGGCGGCGGCGGCCUCCCGCGGGAGCCCCCCGAACCCCCGUACGACCGCAAGCGGCGGCACCAGGAGGACUCCGGCUCCGAGCCCAGCGACUACGAGGAGCAGAAGGAGGAGGAGGAAGCUCGGAAAGUCAAGAGCGGCAUCCGCCAGCUUCGCCUUUUCAGCGCCGAGGAGUGCGCCAAGAUCGAGGCGCGCAUCGAGGACGUGGUGUCCCGGGCGGAGAAGGGGCUCUACAAGGAGCACACGGUGGAUCGGGCGCCGCUGCGGAACAAGUAUUUUUUCGGGGAGGGAUACACCUACGGGUCUCAGCUGCAGCGGCGGGGCCCCGGCCAGGAGCGCCUGUACCCGCGGGGGGAGGUGGACGCCAUCCCCGAGUGGGUGCACGACCUGGUGAUCAGGAAGCUGGUGGAGCACCGGGUGAUCCCCGAGGGCUUUGUGAACAGUGCCGUCAUCAACGACUACCAGCCGGGGGGCUGCAUUGUCUCCCACGUGGACCCCAUCCAUAUCUUUGAGAGGCCCAUCGUCUCCGUGUCCUUCUUCAGCGACUCGGCGCUCUGCUUCGGGUGUAAAUUCCAGUUCAAGCCCAUCAGGGUGUCGGAGCCCGUCCUGUUCCUGCCCGUGAAGAGGGGGAGCGUCACGGUGCUCAGUGGGUAUGCGGCCGACGAAAUCACACACUGCAUUCGACCACAGGACAUCAAGGAGAGGAGAGCUGUCAUCAUCCUCAGAAAAACAAGAGUAGAUGCACCUCGAUUGGAAACAAAAUCCCUGAGUAGCUCUGUGUUGCCACCAGGUUAUAACUCUGACCGCCUGUCAGGAAGCAACCGGGACCAGAUCCUGAAACCAAAGCGGUCCCAUCGCAAAGCAGAUCCUGAUGCUGCCCACAGGCCACGGAUCCUAGAAAUGGAUAAGGAGGAGAACAGGCGCUCAGUCCUCUUACCAAAACAUAGGAGAAGGAGCAACUUCAGCUCUGAGAACUAUUGGCGAAGGUCUUACGAGUACACAGAGGACUGUGACGAGGAGGAGGAGGAUGGCAGCCCCGCCAGGAAAGUCAAAAUGAGGCGGCACUGAGGAUUGCACUUCCCAGGCUCGUGGAGCUGAUGAGAUUGGCCUCCAGUCUGUGAAAACUUUCUCCUCCCUCUGGCUAUCUUCCAUCUCGCUUCAGUUUUGGUUUUUCCUUUCAGGCUGAAGAGUAAACAGGAAGGAUUUGGUUUUAUGAAUGGAGAAAUGCUGAGACAUACGUGAGGAUGGAACAUGCCCAGUGCACAUGGUGUCCUGAGUCAUGGGUCAAAUGGGCAUCUCUCUCUUAGGAAGCGGAUAAAGUUAUGCCAGGUUGUCUGUUGGGAUUUCUUUUGAAAACACCAAAAAGUUUAACUGUUU